Molecule: messenger RNA, 2555 nt
Organism: Rosa chinensis
Lineage: Eukaryota; Viridiplantae; Streptophyta; Magnoliopsida; Rosales; Rosaceae
Product: probable inactive receptor-like protein kinase At3g56050
Exons: 9
Coding region: 231-2327 (698 amino acids)
Biological process (GO): protein phosphorylation
Molecular function (GO): protein binding; ATP binding; protein kinase activity
Source: RefSeq, a predicted model, not a curated record
CGGUCUUACAUUUGAAUCAUGAAACUUUCUUUUUUUUUAGUGUAGAGUUUCCUUUUUUUAUUUGAAACGCAAAAGUCACGCGCUUUGCUCUACAUUUGUACAAUGUACAAUGUGCAAGACAGAAAGAGACUCCCACGACUCUCCUUUUCUCUCUGUUGCAUAUUUAUAUAUCUGUACAUAUAAACACGUUCAAGUUUGGAACUUUUUGGUUUCGUUUUGAGGUUUCAGGCAUGAAUCGACGGUGGAGAUUUGAUCGGUUUGUGGCAGCCGUGGUGUUUGUGCUACUGUUUCAUCAUAAUCUGAGCUUUUGUUGGUGUCUCAACAGUGAAGGUUUGGCUUUGUUGAGGUUUAGGGAGAGAGUGAUUAGAGACCCUUACGGGGUUUUAGGGAAUUGGAAUGGUGGUGGCGGUGGAGAAGAUGAUGAUCCUUGUUCUUGGUUUGGGGUUGAGUGCUCAUCAGAUGGGAAAGUCAUCAGCUUGAAUUUGAAAGAUCUUUGUCUUGGAGGAACAUUGGCUCCUGAACUAGGGAAGCUGGUGUACAUAAAGUCCAUAAUUUUGCGGAAUAAUUCUUUUACUGGGAAAAUUCCUAAAGAGAUUGGAGACUUAAUGGAGCUGGAGGUUUUGGACUUGGGAUAUAAUAACUUUAGUGGAUCAUUUCCAUCUGAUUUCAGCAACAAUCUAUCCCUCACUACCCUUUUACUUGACAAUAACCAAUUUCUUGGUUGUUUAUCCCCUGAAGUCCAUGAGCUUAAGAUGGUUUCCGAAUGCCAAACAGAUGAGAGCCAACUAACAGAUCCUGCUUUCGGGACAUCAUGCAUGAGCAGAUCUAUCAGCUGGAACACUGCCCAACCUGGAGAUACAGCUUACCGCAGGUUGCAGCAGGUGGUAGAUGAGCCAGAGGCAUCCAGAAUUGGAAAAGCUAAAGCAACUGACAGGGUUUCAUCAUCCAUAUCGGCUUCACCAUCUCCAUCACCAUUUUCAGCUUCAAUGCCACCAUCUGCUUCACCAUUUUCAUCAUCACCAUCUUCAAAUUCCCCUUCACCGUCACCAUCAUCAGAUUCUCCUUCACCAUCUCCCUCAAGCAGCUUUCUGACCCCUUCACCCUCGCCUUUGAUAGCACCAACUCCAGCCUCUCCCGUCCCAGUAAAUCCACCAACUAUUAUUUCGACACCACCAGAGUCUAGUCCAUCUCAAACUCCAUCCCCUGCUUCAAUUCCGGGGCAAGGGCUUAAACAUAGUUCCAAGUCAAAGAGGCGCAUAGUUCUGAUUUGUGCAGCCGUUUUUGGAGGUUCUUUAUUGAUUUUACUUUCAGUCAUUGGCAUUAUGCUUGUCCGAAGCAGUAAAGUGGUUACAGUAAGACCCUGGACAACAGGGUUAAGUGGGCAGUUGCAGAAAGCAUUUGUAACAGGUGUACCAAAACUCAACCGAUCAGAACUUGUGGCUGCUUGUGAAGAUUUCAGUAAUAUAAUUGGAUGCUUUUCGGAUGGUAACAUUUAUAAGGGAACUCUUUCAAGUGGGGUUGAAAUCGCUGUAACAUGUAUAACAUCAACAUCUGCUGGAGACUGGUCUAAACAUCUGGAGGCUCAGUUCAGAAAGAAGAUAGAAACAUUAUCCAAGGUGAACCACAAGAACUUUGUAAACCUAAUUGGGUAUUGUGAAGAAGAGAAACCAUUCACAAGAAUGAUGGUUUUUGAAUAUGCUCCAAAUGGAACACUUUUUGAGCAUCUACAUAUAAAAGAAGCAGAACACUUGGACUGGGGAAUGAGAGUACGAGUAGCCAUGGGUAUGGCAUACUGUCUAGAGUAUAUGCACCAAAUGACUCCACCAAUACUCCAGAAGAACUUGCAAUCAGCUUCUAUAUACCUGACCGAAGACUAUGCAGCCAAAAUAUCAGAUUUCAGCUUCUGGAAUGAAGGAACUGCAGCAAAGACAAGAUCAGCUGACAAAGAGCUUAUGGAAGUCCCAUCUGCAAGUCCAGAAAGCAAUGUCUACAGCUUUGGUGUAAUAUUGUUUGAAAUGUUCACCGGUAGAAUUCCAUACUCCGUGGAAGAGGGUUCUCUUGUGGACUGGGCAUCACACUAUCUAAGAGGGGAGAAACCAUUGGGAGAAAUGGUGGAUCCUAUCUUAGAAUCUUACCAAGAAGAAGAGCUGGAAAAACUGUUUCAAGUGGUAACAGAUUGUGUCCAUCCUGACCCGAAACAAAGACCAAAGAUGACAGAGAUCACAGCUAGGUUAAAAGAAAUCACAGCCAUGGAGCCAGAUCGAGCCACACCGAAGUUAUCACCUCUUUGGUGGGCAGAACUUGAAAUUCUUUCAGAAGGAAACUGAUCAUAAAAAUCUAUUUAUUUUUAUUGUCCAUUUCUUUAUUAAUUGUGUGCACGUUAUUCUUUUACCUGGUUCUGUUAUUCAUUAUAGCAGUGGGGUGCAUGUAGGAUAGAUCUGAUUGUGUGGUGUUCUAAUGUAAGUUAGAAGAGAUGAAUUGUAAAUAACGAUUGUAUUGAGAAAGUGAGCUUUUUCUGCUUCUUACACGAAAUUAUAACUUCUCAGAUAAAUAAA